Messenger RNA from Durotheca rogersii, 967 nucleotides. RefSeq lists its product as uncharacterized. The record is from RefSeq and is a predicted model, not a curated record. Bases 453 to 899 code for a protein of 148 amino acids. Lineage: Eukaryota; Fungi; Ascomycota; Sordariomycetes; Xylariales; Xylariaceae. The transcript has a single exon.
CGUACUGCACAGACCAGGGAUACAAGAAAGCGGAGAGCCUCCUCCCCUCCUCAACCCCAUUUCCGGAGCUGGGGUUCAGUUGCUGGAUUGGGGAAACUAAAGUCGCUUCUUCUAACCUCCUCCCCUUUUUUUAUUAAUAUUAUUCUCCCACCUUGGUCGGACCCUUGCCGUUACAUACCUCCUACUUACCACCAUUCCGCUCGGCUGUUAGAGGGAAAAAAUGGAGGAGAGGGGCACGUAGGGACUUUCAGAUUGCAGAUAUGCAUGUAUACGGAUAUGCAGCGUCCGAGGUACCAUUCGUUUGAGUUAUGGUUCGGUAGUUUAAGCGCUCAACUCCACACACACACACACACACGCCUACACACCUCUAGAGAGAGACAGACAGGGGGACAUCUAUUUGCGUUUGUAGCUAUGAUGUGAAUAUGUGUGUUGUCCGUCGAUAGUGUUUAUGCAUGUUUCGAACCUACGGAAUUCCGACGCGCACAUGUCUGCUCGGCUGGGCUCCGUUGUUGCGUCUGGCCGAGGGGGGAGGAGGUGACGAAACUAUCCGUAUCCGUCGAUGCGCAGAUCUCGGGUUCUCGAUUUCGUCGAGGGCGGCGGGGGGACCCGGUGAGUAUACGCACACACUAUACCUGACGCGAGCAAGGCGGGAGGCAGACGCCGUGCCGCCACAUGUCGUGAGUCUAUUUGCGCUCCCCCCCCCCCUUCCUGGCUGGCACCCCAUGCCUGGCGCUCUCUGCUCCGCCGUCUUUUUCUCCCCUCGGCCGGUGGCACGAUGGGCGUGCUAUAUGCUGCCGUUACCGUACGAUGCGAUGAGAGAGAUUCCCGCCGUUACCUGCGCCGUCGGGUGUGUUUGCGGAGAACGGUGGGAAAAAAAAAAAAGGAGGUGGAUGGACUAACUGGGGCGGCAUCCCCGUAACCGGGCCAGGAGAGAGAGAGACUCUAGAACGCCGGCUACGAUUUCUCC